Messenger RNA from Alternaria postmessia, 4119 nucleotides. RefSeq lists its product as uncharacterized. The transcript is spliced from 3 exons. Gene Ontology annotation, molecular function: protein binding. Gene Ontology annotation, cellular component: plasma membrane; cytoplasm; endoplasmic reticulum. The record is from RefSeq and is a predicted model, not a curated record. NCBI's taxonomy places the organism in Eukaryota, Fungi, Ascomycota, Dothideomycetes, Pleosporales, Pleosporaceae. The coding region runs from base 1 to 4119 and encodes 1372 amino acids.
AUGGCGGAAGAGAAGCCGCCGCAGCUCAGCAUAGAGCCGGUAUCCAGACCGCUGGAUCUGAUACCAGUCGUAAUCAAAGAAGCCGCCCUCGAUUCACCUACGUUCCGCGCAACCGCUGUCCACUACGGCGACCAGAUUGAACUGAUAGAACGAUGGCUCACCUCGUUCGUCACGGCAACGUCGAAGCUUACCGCCGAAUGCAACAAUAUGCAGGCACUCGUAGACACGUACAUACAAGCCUCGCAUCCCCCAUUACAGCUCUCCGAAGCCGUCGUCGACCACGAUUACACCGUCCUAGCCCUGAAGCGAUUCGGAGAGGGCGCACGCGAGUUCUGGAAUGGCACACUGCGCAGCAUGAAGAGGGCUGAGCAGACCAUGUGCGAGCCCAUGAGAGCAUUUGUGUCCAACGACUUGCGCAUGCUGAAGGAGGCGCGGAAGAACCUCGACUCAACACAGCGCACAUUCGAUGGAGCCAUUGCCCGUUAUGCCGGCCAAGUCAAGACAAAGGAGGCGUCAUCGCUGAGAGAAGAUGCCUUCCAGUUGCAUGAGGCGCGACGGGCAUACCUCCAAGCCAGCAUGAACUUCUGCGUCAUGGCUCCCCAGGUGCGACUGACACUGGACAAGAUACUGGUCAAGGUCGUCAACGAGCAAUGGAAAGACAUGAAGGCCGCAACAGAGGCUUCAAGUAAAGGCUUCAGCGCGUGGACUUCAGACGUCGAGCGUGUACGAGGCUGGAGUAAGGAAAUGGAGAACGGCGAGCGUGUCUUCAAGAGAGAGCUGCAUCUAGCACGGCAGCAGAUCGAGGGUGCAGCCGAAGUCAGUGCAAGGCCUUCACGAGACUUGGAUACAUAUGCAGCUUCGACCGUCCCCUAUCUUGGCACCGCGCCUUCGUCCGCAAACCUACAAUCUCCAGCAAAGCCUGAGUUUGGCAUCGAGAAGGCAGAGAAACAAGGCUGGCUGUUCCAGCGCACAAUCACUGGCAAGCCCGCCAGGACCUAUUGGGUCAGACGUUGGUUCUUCGUCAAGAAUGGCAUUUUCGGCUGGCUCACGCAGGGAACGCGCUCCGGUGCGGUUGAAGAGUCAGAGAAGAUUGGUGUGCUGCUAUGCGGCAUCCGACCAGCCUUUGCCGAGGAGCGACGCUUCUGCUUCGAGGUCAAAACGAAAGACACUACCAUCCUUCUCCAAGCCGAGACCCAGAACGACAUCACCGAGUGGAUCUCCUCCUUUGAGGUUGCCAAGCGCAAAGCCCUUGAAGAUACAUCCAAGGAUCUGUCAGGUGCUGCAUCCGUUGACGCUGCUUUCUCCAUAAGCCCUCCAAUAGCUCCCGAGUUUGCCGCAAAGACCUCCGAGGGACACGCUGGCCACCCGGGUGAAGACACAGUCGCUAUGGACCGUACCGAAACGCUCGGUAUUCCUGGUGGUGAUGCCAAUGCGACACGCGGCAGCUUCGAUGUGUCGUCUCGACGUGGCACUACGACCGAAAGCGAUAGCAGCCGUCGCGAUCACACUGCUAGGAUCAUGGAGAAACUUGACCUGACAAGAAAGUCAACAGUAAGCCCUCAGUUGAGUGGAAGCAAUCCCUCUUCUGCCAGCGGUGGCAUUGCUAGUCUUAUCUCCGCGAGUCUUGCCUCAGCUAGUCAUAACAUUGUGCAGGUUGGACAGAUUGCCGCUCCUGCACCUGGACUCCCUGAUACUCGCCUUGUCAUGGGUCAGACACUUCCUUAUACUAGUCUAGCUCCUUCUACCCUUGCGAGCCCACCAGCCCCGACAAACCUUAGCAAAGCUGCUGUUGCUGUGAGCGGAGAGCGAGGUCUUGGGACCGGUCGUUCGGGUAAUAUGCCUGGUGGGCUUAUGGCCAACCUAUGGGGCUCAGUCAACUGGGGAUACGUCAACGUUCUCGGGCGCGAAGAAGAGACCAACACCCGUGAUCGUAGUCAAUCUGGACCUCCAAGCCCCAUCAAUCCAUCUCCAGUCCUUGGGCCUAGUGAUGAGAAGAAUGGAACAGAGGCAGCGCCUACUGUCCCGACCAGCGCCGCUCAUCGCAAGUCAAGUAGUAUGGGAGGUCCUAUCCCGAUACUCAACAAGCCCAAUGUCGAAGAGGUUGAUUUCCCAAACUACUACCCUCUAGCUCUGCGGAUGCAAGACGCACAGUUCCGUAUACUAUUCCCUACUGUGCCACGGGCGGAGAAAGUUGUGCUAGUAUUCCGUGCGGUAUGGAAUCCGACAGAGCAACAAGAGUUCCCCGGACGUGUGUACGUCACAACCAAGAAUAUUUACUUUUACAGCAAUCAUCUUGGUCUUGUGCUCAUUACUGGAAUAAGCAUGGCUUCUAUUGAUGAAGUCACCGCUGCACCCGGCAAGGACUGCGACUUUCUUUUCCUACACUUCAAGUCAGGUUCCAGAGAAGAUGGUGCAACUAGGCUCACUGUCAAGACGUUCCUCGAGCCUCUCAAACUGCUCUUGCGUCGCUUGAACUUCCUUGUACGCAACACUACCUCUAGGGAGCACAACCUGGAAGAAACGAUAAAGGGGAUGAUCAAGAUGGAGACGGAUGAAAGUCUUAAUUCAGUAGGUGAGGAGGGCUGGGAGGAAAUAUCCCCAGACACGCCUAUUGACCCAAAUACUUAUGGUGGUGGGAAGAAUAUCAAAGCCAGUCUCCGCAUCGAUGGCAAUCUAUUUGGGCCAUCUGGUGCAAGUGCUGGAAAGAAUGCCACCAAAUUCAAACUUCCAUCGCAAGCUGUAGUCUUCGCCCCUGCUGGCAUGACGCAAGUCGCCGUGGAGAAGGAAUAUGACAUUAGCGCGAAAGGACUAUUUCAUAUACUCUUCGGCGACAAAAGCGCUGUAUUCCAGUUACUUUACCGGGAAAGGAGAGCAUCCCGCAUUGUUCAGGGGCCCUGGAUCACAAGCGACAAAAACCUCCAACGAAGGGACUUUGAAUAUGAAGUCGCGCAGCCGGGUAAGAACGGAGCUAUUGUUAUAAACGACUACCAAGUCAUCGAAGUGUUGAACGAUCAUCUUUGUUAUGUGGUCUCGGAUCGCAAAACGCCUUGGUACCUGCCAGGCCAAGAGCGAUUUGUACUUCUCAGCAAGACUGUCAUCACACAUGUCUCGAAAGCACGGUGCAAGCUGGCUAUUCACACAAAGGUAGACUGGAAGCGAAAUCCACGUUUUGCGAAAAAGCUCAUCGAACGUCAAGCCUUGCAAGACUUGGAACUUGAGGCGCAGGACCUUGUUGAUGUCGUCAAUGACCAGGUCGCAAGGCUCGGUCACAACAGAAGCACGAACAAGGUUACGGGCAUUUUUGGUCAGAUUGGGGCUCAGACACAAGCUGUGCAGCUCGAUGCACAGGACAUCCCACCACCAAACCGACCGCGAAAGUUCAAGUUACGACCACAGACGACAGCUUCUUUUGUCGCGCAAUAUAUCGGUAACAUCGUCAUCAGUGUGCUGUCAACAGUUAUGAGUUGGAUACUAGCGAUCGGCGCAGGGCUCGGCAAAGUCAUUUCAGCACACUCUUUGCUCUUUGGCCUUCUGUUAGUCAGUGGUGGUGCCAAUUUCUUCUAUACUUCAAGAGACAGUUGGAGCUGGUGGCAUGAGCGAAAUGCCGCAAACUACAUGUCGCGACUGGGCGUCAAGCCAUCGACUACGAUGACACGCUCGAUUUACAUUCGCGACAUCGAGGAGUCGUUCUUGAACAGGAAUAGUACGGGUCUUGAAUUUUCAGUGCCAGUUGCGGCCAGCACCGACAACAAAUGCCAUCAGACAUUCACGACCCUCCUUCACGACCCCUUGUCGACAGUUUCGACACAGUCAUUCUUCAGACCCUCCACACAUAGCACCCAGCGUCUCCACCGUACGCGACAGAGCCUUGGCUCACAUCGUCAUGACCUACUCGUUGCUCUACGGGUUGUUAAUCGAAUUGAGAAAGAAGUGGUGGAAGCGGAAUACGAGAACUGGCUGCUGGAUGAGACACACAAAUGUAGCAAGGUUGGAAAGCUCUUGGAGAGCGCAGCCAAGAAGGGGAAGGAAAAGCAGGUGGAGGAUUGGGUAAAAGGUUAUUGCGGGGACUGUCAGAAGAGCUUGAGGGUUGUUGAGGAGAGCCGGAAGGGUCUGGUUUGA